UCCCUAAGGAGUACGUAGGGUUCGGUUUUUUAGAAAUUAAUAAGCUUGUGUAAACAUGGUGUUAUUGAUAUUUGGCUAUGCGUUAUCUUAUCAACGGAGACUUCGAAUCGAGAAGAUUCAAAGCGAUGGAGCUCACGAAGCGAUGUUGGCGGAGAGUCGGAAGCCGCAAGUCAAGAGCAAACAGACCCACAGUCAGGAAGAAUAUGAGGCACUACAGAGUUUUCUACGCAGUAUUAGUUCCACCGCAACACUACCGCCCUAUGUCAAAGGAGAAACUUACUCUUCUAUGCGAGGCGUCUUCAACCAGUGCCUCAUCACAUGCGCAGUAUUAGUGCUGGCGGCCGGCGCUGGUCAUCCGAUCGGUUUCUCCGCGGUGGCGCUGCCGCAGCUUCAAAAUGAGAACUCCAGCAUGAGGAUAGACGAGGAAAUGGGCUCGUGGAUUGCUAGUAUACAUUCUGCGGCGACACCACUGGGGUCAAUGUUAUCUGGGCCCAUCAUGGAGGCGAUAGGGCGGCGGCGCACGCUGCAGGCCUCCACUUUCCCGCUGGUGCUGGGCUGGAUACUAAUCGGUACCGCAAUGCACCACGCGUUGCUGCUACUCGGCAGGAUCGUGUGCGGCUUCGCUGUUGGCAUCAUGGCGGCCCCCUCGCAGGUGUAUUUAGGAGAAAUAUCAGAACCUCGUUUACGUGGUUUGCUGAUUGGCACACCAUUCGUGGCGUACUCUCUCGGAGUACUAUAUGUGUAUGCUCUGGGCGGCGCGCUACCCUGGCGUUCUGUGUCCUUCCUCUGCAUCGUGUUGCCAUCGCUCGCCUUCGUCGUGCUUUGUCUUUCCCCUGAGAGUCCCACCUGGCUCGCCAGGAAGGGACGCUUCCACGAAGCCAUGGCCGCUAUGGGCAGACUACGUGGAAACCCAGAGAUCGCGCAAAGGGAGCUCCACGAACUGAUAUCGGCGCGGGAGAAAGAGAAGGCAUGUGGCGAGGAGACUAUUCGGUUCUUCGCGACAGUGUCGAGGGCGCCCGUGCUCAAGCCGCUGCUGCUCAUCAACGCGUUCAACAUGCUGCAGAUCCUGUCCGGUAGCUACAUCGUCAUAUUCUACGCCGUCGACAUCGUCAAAGAGGCUGGCGGCUCACUCAGCCCUCACAUGGUAGCAAACGCGAGCGCAUGUACAAGACUCGGCGUGACCGUGAUAGCCUGCAUCUUGCUGCUGAAGAUAACGCGUCGCUCCCUCGUGAUGGUGUCCGGCGUUGGCACAGCGGUGUGCACUCUCGCCCUCGCCUUCCUGCUGUACCAGGACGCGGGUUCCGGCAUCAUAACGCCCGUACUCAUCCUGGGCUACGUAGCCUUUAAUACUCUAGGCUUCUUCUUACUUCCCGGCCUCAUGAUCGGAGAACUCCUCCCCACCAAAGUCCGUGGUCUCUGUGGCGGUUACAUAUUCUGCGUGUUCAAUGCGGUCCUUUUCGGUUUUACCAAACUUUAUCCAGUUAUGAAGAACUCGGUCGGUAUGUCAGGUGUAUUCGCGCUCUUCGGGUUCGCCGCGACUCUGGCCACGGUCGUUCUAUUCCUCCUCCUUCCAGAAACCAAAGGAAAAUCCCUUCUCCAAAUAGAACAGUAUUACCAGAAACCCAACAUACUUUGGGUGACGCGCAAAAAAACAACCGACGGUCAAUAAGUUUAAGUAUUAAGUUAUAAUAAGUAUAAUAAGUGUGUUAGGCUAACACAAAGCGUUGUCUCACCGCCCUGUUGCAACUUAGAUUAAAUAGUUCAAAUUAAAAGGGCAAAAUAGCUAUUCAAUAGUCCAUAUAGUGUAACGUAGUCUUCUAUGAGUACAAACAGUUUUUUUACUUCCAAACUGUAACAAACAGAAACUAAACUGAAGCCGACAGUUAUGUGGUUUUCAAUACCUAAUGUUUACCAAACUAUUUAUUACUUCACACGAUUUUCUAAGAAAGGAACUGAGAUAUGGUGCUUUUAAUAACACUUUGGCGAUUUUAAUUUUGGAUUGUUAUACCUUUAUUAUAUAUUAAAAAAAUCUUGGUCAAAAAAAGCGACAUUAACAAAACUAAAUUUUUCAUAUUCCCGAUACCGAAAAUAUGGCGGCAAAAAUAAUUGUUGUUAUACUAUGAACAGGACCAGUUUGUUAAAACGAAUGAAAAAUAUUUUAGAUUGCAUUUUUUUACCGUUAUUUACAACUCAAUAUAUAAAAUGUUUUAAAUUAUUAAAGUCGCAAAAUAUUAGGCCAAUUUUAAUGAGUGUCAAUGCAAAUUAAUUAACAAUAUAGUUCUUAAUGAUAAACUAGAAAUCGGAUUACAGAAAAAAGAUACUUUGAAUAUACGGAUGUUAUUUAU
Papilio machaon (common yellow swallowtail) is the source of this 2345-nucleotide messenger RNA. RefSeq names its product facilitated trehalose transporter Tret1. The record is from RefSeq and is a predicted model, not a curated record. Gene Ontology annotation, cellular component: membrane. Bases 56 to 1669 code for a protein of 537 amino acids. Gene Ontology annotation, biological process: transmembrane transport. Gene Ontology annotation, molecular function: transmembrane transporter activity. NCBI's taxonomy places the organism in Eukaryota, Metazoa, Arthropoda, Insecta, Lepidoptera, Papilionidae. The transcript has 7 exons.